AGCACACACAUAAUAAUAAUAAAAUCAUGUGUUUGUAAUUCUACGCUCCAUUAGUGUCGCCGUUUCGUGUUGUUGCGGGAGUCGAUUAACUUUUACUGUUUGUGAUGAGUGUUCGCUGCUCUGCUGCUCAGACUCUGACUCCGGAUUUUCAGUCGUUACUCAACCGGGAGUAGCAGGCAAGGCAGUAGAGCGAAAAUCAGAGACAAAUGGUUUCAGUUGUAAAUUGACAUCACUCGGAGCUGUUCGCCGAAGUGAACCGUAAGAGGCUCUUCUUCUCGGUCAGGAUUUCGGGUUUUCUAAGGCGCGAAGAGAAAGAAGAGUUCGAGCUCAGUUUGUUCCCUGUCAUUAAUAGUCGAUAAAUUGACGUUGAGUGCUUGCUGGAGGUUGGUGCAAUCGAACAACAGGACCGCCUCGAAAUAUUACAGAUAUAUGUUGUAUAUCCUACUGUUGCAGCCAGCAGUUAUCGCAUGGACAGAUACUGAUAGUGUGUGCCCCAGCUUUGUAUCAAAUCUACGUCCGGACUCAAAGUGAAAUUGCUGCCACAGCGGAUUAGUCAAUCCAGCGGAACCGAACUGCAAAGGAACAGCGAACAAACUUUGAUGUGUUACGCGCAGCAAAUACUGGCCCAGCAGCGUCUUCAACUGUAGCGAACAAUAGGUGACCAAACACUUUUGCCCACACAGCAGCAGCAGCAGCAGCCGUGGCAUCCGUCAGACGCAAUGACCCAGGCUGAAGAGGUGCGCGAGGUGAACCAGGUGUGCAUUACCAACACGCCCGAUCUGCACUCCCAGGCAGCGCAAGGCGAUCGUAAAUCGUCCCCACAUCCACAUCCUCCACCACCACCGCCUCCGCCACCACCGGCACCACCAGCGUCCACCACUUUCGGAUCAAAUCUAGACCUUUGGCACAGUACAAAUCUGAACGUGCUCAGUUCCUGUUUCUCCAACAACAAAUGGCAUCCCCACGUGUACGCCAAUCCUCCCAAGCAACCCACCCCGCACUCCAUCAUGGACAUUCUCGGAUGGAAGAACCCUAUGACAAGGACGUCUUCACCGAGCGUUGAGUCCAACAAUCAUUUGGUGCCAUAUCUGAUGCAUAGUCUUAACGUCACAAAGGAGGACAACGAUGAUCAGCCACUAGAUCUGUGCAUUUCCAAGCCUGCAUCGCAGUAUGAAGAAGAAAUCACGCAAGAAUCGGUUCGCUCCAUUAGUCGGGAGCGGGCGCACUCGACGGACGUGGAAUCGGAUAUCUACGGUUCGAAUGAGUCCCAGCACUCGUUGAAGGACCUCUCCUCGUCAUCGAGUACCCAGAAGCUGGCCGGUCUCAGUACGAGUUUGAAGAAAACCAGCCGCUCGGAAGUGGCACUCGAUCCGGCGGAAGACGCAGACGACUCGCAACUGGACGAAAGCAGUCGGCGGAAAAAGAAGGCCAGAACCACAUUCACCGGGCGACAGAUAUUCGAGCUGGAGAAGCAGUUCGAAGUCAAGAAGUAUCUGUCCUCGAGCGAGCGGACAGAAAUGGCGAAGCUGUUGAACGUAACGGAAACACAGGUAAAAAUCUGGUUCCAAAACCGCCGCACCAAGUGGAAAAAGCAGGACGGUGAAUCCGGCUCCAGUGGUGGUGCCACCGGCAACCCGCAACAGCAAACCAAGGAGUCCAAAAAUCCCAAAACGCCUUCCACCUCCCCACCAACAGCUCUGUCCUCUGGCGCAUUUCCGACCGGUUCGUUUGCGACAUCCCCCCCGAUCCCUGCCAUCCCAACACUCGAUGAUAAAGCUAACCAUCCUAUCAAGCCGACUCCGAAACAUUUCAGUAAGCACUCCAAGAUGCGUCAACAUCGGACCAGCAAGUCCGAUAACAAACCGCUCCUCGAUAAUCAACCGACGAAAGAGCCGCUCAAUUCGUUCAAAGAGCACAAGAAAUUCCCCCACCUUCUCGAUCCUAGUCUGUCCAGUGAUGUCGAAUCGCGCAUCUCGGCAUCGAAAAUUUCCCUCGAUGCUAUCUGCAGUGCCACCAACUUCCUUAUGAACUCUUCCCCUCCGCCUAGCAGCUCCUCGUCACCACACAAUGCAACAACCCUCAAUCCUCCACCCAGUGACAGUUUUUUCUGCCAGACCACAAUGGAAGAUAUAUGCGACUAGUUGUAGAAAACGGUGAAAUCUCGGCCUCUUCUGUCCCGCAGAACGAUGUUGGUAUGUGUGUGCGUGUACGUGUCCUCCAAUGACCUAGGUUUUAUCUAGUAACAAAAGUCAUUACAGUAAUAAUAAAGCGAUGGCCGCUAACGAACGAUGUGAGAUUUAGAAAAAAAAAAACAAUAAAACAAGUAACAAACAGCUCUUCUGGAAAUCUUACAAUUGUCUUGGUUUUUAUUUUGCAAAUAAACCCAUUCAUCAGUAA
Wyeomyia smithii (pitcher-plant mosquito) is the source of this 2397-nucleotide messenger RNA. It is a transcript of the gene NK7.1, whose product is annotated as homeobox protein GBX-2. The record is from RefSeq and is a predicted model, not a curated record. Gene Ontology annotation, molecular function: DNA-binding transcription factor activity, RNA polymerase II-specific; RNA polymerase II cis-regulatory region sequence-specific DNA binding. Bases 720 to 2141 code for a protein of 473 amino acids. Lineage: Eukaryota; Metazoa; Arthropoda; Insecta; Diptera; Culicidae. The transcript has 5 exons. Gene Ontology annotation, biological process: regulation of transcription by RNA polymerase II; cell differentiation. Gene Ontology annotation, cellular component: nucleus.